Meloidogyne enterolobii is the source of this 3216-nucleotide messenger RNA. Lineage: Eukaryota; Metazoa; Nematoda; Chromadorea; Rhabditida; Meloidogynidae. The record is from the annotation of a GenBank genome assembly.
AUGUCAGAAACAGCACUAAUUGAUGAAGCAUUAAAUGAAGUUUUUGUUGAAACCGAUUUAAUUGGAUUUCAAUCUUUAUUUGUAUUUGAUAAGCAAUUGACUAGACUUGAACAUUUUUAUGAUGUAACUGAUGAAGAAUUGAAGUCUUAUGGAUUGUCUGAACCAGCUAUUCGUCGUCUUAGACAAGCUAUUGUUAAAAAAUCUAAGAAGCAAUCGAAAACUUUAUUUGGAGGUGGAGGAAAGAAGAAUGUUAAAUUGAUCCAAGUUAAGAGGGAGAAGACGGUUAAUUCUUGUAAUAAAAGUUUGAAUGAAGGAGGCUUUGAAUUUAACAAUACACAACCAUUCUUAAUAUCAGAAAAUGAGAUUUCUUUAUACGAAACAUUGGGAGAAGGCAACUUUUCUAUUGUCAAACGAGCAAUUUGGAAUCGUUCAGACAACAAUUCAUCAAAAAUUGAGUGUGCAGUCAAAAUUCUACAUAACAACAUGACAGAAAUAUUUAGAAAAGAUUUAUUGGCAGAAAUUACAAAUAUGCAAAAAUUACGCCAUCAAAAUUUGGUUCAACUUUUUGGGGUAGUUUUUGGUGAAAAUACAUUGAUGGUAUUAGAAUAUUGUCAAGGAGGGUCUUUAUUAGACAGAUUAAAGAAUUGUGGAAAUGGAAAAUUUGCUGAUAAAAUUAGACCUUUAAUUACAACUUUACACAAUUAUACACAACAAAUAGUUAAUGGAAUGGCUUAUUUGGAGUCUAGAAGGUGUGUACAUAGAGAUUUGGCUGCUAGAAAUGUGUUGUUGGCGCAUGAUGAACAGAUUGUUAAAAUUUGUGAUUUUGGUUUGGCUCGUGCAUUAAGCGAAAAUGAGCGUUUAUAUGUUAUGAAUGAAUUAAAAAAAGUUUCAUUUUCCUGGUGUCCGCCAGAAUCUUUAAGAUAUCGACAAUUUUCACAUAAAUCGGAUGUCUGGGCAUUUGGAGUUACAAUGUGGGAAUUAUAUACAUUUUGUGAAGAACCAUGGGCUGGUUGUAGAGCUGCUGAGGUUCUCCAAUUAAUUGAAUCAGGUCAACGCCUCAAACAACCAGAAUAUUGCCCUCCACAAAUUUAUGAAAUUAUGAAAAUGUGUUGGUAUAAUGAACCUGAACAAAGACCUAAAUUCGUGCAUUUGAGGAAAAUGUUGUUGGAUAUUAAAUUUACACACGUUGUUUGUCGUCAAUCCUAUACCAAUAAUAAUAUUAACAAUUCUUUGUCAAAUUCAACACAAUUAAAUAAUGAAGAAAUUAAUUUUAAUAAAAAAGCAACAUUUUUUAAUGUUUCUCAAGGAGAUCAAUUUUGUUUAAUUUGUGAAAAAAAUUUAAAUUUUUAUUUUGGACAAAAUUUAAAAACUAGACAAUUUGGGCAAUUUCCAAAAUUAAUUUGUUGUGUUGUAAAUAAUAAUGAAGGAGGAAAUGAGGAAAAUUUUUCAAAAAUUAAUAAUGUUUCUUCUAAUAAAACAACAAUAACAAAUAAUAUUAAUACAUCAACAACAAUAAAAUUAAAAGAAGCUAAAAGAGGAGAAAUUUCUUUUCCUGUUGUUGGUUCAUUUAUUCAUACUGGUCAUGGUGAUUUAGAUGAGCGUCAAUGUUGGGGUCAUGUAGACCAUAUUGACCAAAUAUAUUUACAAAAUCCAAUAAUUGGUGUAUCUACAAAUACCACUAGUACAAACCAACAACCUCCAAUAAUUGUGCCAUCAUUAUUAAAUUUACAAAAUUGUGUUAAAAAUAAUAGUAAAAGUUUUACAAAUUUGAAUGAAGCAAAAUCUCAGCAGGAAAAGGAAGAUAAUAAAAUAUACCAUAGAACAAUAACAACAACAAAAAUGAAUGAAAAACCAACAUCAAUUUUUGAUGUUGACCUUUUUGAUCCUUUCACUACUAAAAAUAAUAUUAAAAAUGAAGAAAAUGGAAAUGGAAUUCUUCGUAAAAAUUCUUUACCAACAAUUGGGGCAAUUAAACAGGAGCAACAAAAACCGUCAUUAAAUUCUAUAUUUUUGAGACCUCCUCCAACUUGUAAAAAUACUGGGCUGUCUAAUGGUGCAAAUACAUCUACAACAUCUUCAACUAAAUAUGAUUAUUCAAUGUCAAUCCCUCGUCCAAAUCGAAUUUCACCAACUAACAGUUUAACCCCUCCAGACUUGAGUAAAGAAAAUUUAACAAAAAAUGUAGAUCAACAAAAAAUCUCAAAAAUUGAGAAUAUUCCUCUUAAGACAACAAAUACAAAUUUACUUUUGGAUUUAUCAAAGGAACAAUUUGUUAAUUUAAAUUUAAAUAAUUUUCUUCCUCAACAAAAGCAACCCCAAGCAUCAACUCAAAGACCAAAAUCUGCACAUUUUCUUUUUGAUGAAAUAAAACAAGGAUUACAACAACAACAACAUUUAAAUGCUUCAACAAAACAACCUUAUUCUUUAAUAGAUGAUCCUUUUACGGUAAAAGACGAUAUAAAAACUUUAUUAAAUACAAAAUUGCCAUAUCGUGAGAUACACAAAUCUUGUAAUGGUGGUUUUAGCAGUAACAGUAGUAAUGUUGCUAUUGUACAUCCUAUUCAACAACAACAACCUGUUUUAGUUAAUAAUGCUUUAAUUUUUGAUAUUAAUAAUUCAACAAGAAAAUUACAACAAGGAGAACAGUUAAUCUCAAAAAAUGAAGGGGCAAAUUAUUUUGAUGAAAAUUUUGAAAAAAAUUUUUGUCCGCUUAAUUUGUCCGCAAAAAAUUUAUGUCCGCAAAAUUUGUCCGCAAAUUCUUUUAUUUUACCAACUCAACAAAAUGAACAGCAAAAAUCAUCUUCCUCUUCAUCUUUUAUUAAUUCAAAUACUUUUGGUCACUCAAAUGAUAUUCCAAAAUUAUUAAAUCCAGUUAAAAUACCUCAACAACAACAGCAACAGCAAGAACCAUCAACUACUACAAGAAAUAUAAAUAUUCAACAAAAAAUACCUCAUCAUCAAAUAGUUGAUUUAAGCGAAUUAGAUACCGAUGCUUUAUUAAAACAAGUUAAAGAUGCUGUAGAUUUUGCUAGCCUAGAACAAUGUCGCCAACAACUUUGGCGUAAUCAAUUUGAUGCUGAAAGGGCAAUACAACAAUUAAAAAUUGAUAAGCUUUUAGAAAUGGGUUUGGCUACAGAUAGAGAAUUAGCAGCAUCCGCUUUAGAUUGUGAACAGUGGAAUGUUAAUGCUGCUGCAAACAGGCUAUGUUCUUCUUAA